Molecule: messenger RNA, 1307 nt
Organism: Hydra vulgaris (swiftwater hydra)
Lineage: Eukaryota; Metazoa; Cnidaria; Hydrozoa; Anthoathecata; Hydridae
Source: RefSeq, a predicted model, not a curated record
UAACAUUACGCAAACAGAAAAAAAUAUAAUAUAAAUGCUUCAAAAAACUUUUAAAUGUAAAAGUAUACAGCUUAUAACUAAGCAGUUAAAAAUGAAUAACUUUUUAUUUACUUGUCUCCUAUAUGUUUCAUUAUGUGGAUACUGCUUUAGUUACAUUAUUGGUUGUAAAAAACAAGUAGGGGGUUCAAUUCUAAAAGACCUACUUAUUAAUGAUCGAAAAACGAUUGGUGCUAUUAACUGGUACGCAUACAACGAUUAUAUUAAAAGUUUAUUGAGCCGAUGUGAAGAAAUUGUCGCAAAGAAUGGCUACAAAGUUUACGGCUUACAAUUUUAUGGAGAAUGUUGGGGUACAAAAAGCUUAUUGAGCGCGAUAAACAGCGAAUUAGUUGUUUCUAACGAUUGCAUUAAUGGCAAAUUUGAAACUUGCAAAAUUAACGAUGUUUAUUGUAUGGGAAAACAAGAAACUACAUAUAUAUUCGAAGCAGAAAAUAUUCAUAAUGACUUUGAAACCAAGGUUAGUAAUUGGAACGAUUGGGAAGCAUGGACGCAAUGCUCUAGCCUAUGUGGAGGAGGCACCCAAGAGCGUUAUCGAACAUGUAAUGGUAAUCUCGAAAAAUGUGAAGGAGAAAGCGAAGAAAUAAGAGAUUGCAAUGAAAAGCCGUGCAAAGAAGUAUGCAAAGUUACUGCAAAAACAGACUACAGUGUUUUGGAAGUCGUUGGAAGGACAAUAUCGUAUGCUCCAUUCUGUCUUAUGUUUGGCAAAAAUAUAGCAACUAACAAGUAUCAAUAUUCUAUUAUGGCAAAAGUAUUUAGCCCUGCUGUUUCUAGAGUGGGGUUAUUUUUUAGCGCUGAAGAUACUGAUAAUUUUCAGUUUAUUUAUAUCCACAUUUCAAGUGAACUGUUGUGUUACAGCUCUGGAUCUGUUAUACAGAAGAUUUCUAUCACUGAUAAUUCAGACCAAUGCAUUCGGGCGUUCCAAUCACAAAAAUGGAUUUUAAUUGAAGCCAAGAUUUUUAAUUCUUAUGUAGAAUUUGUAUGUGAUGGAAGGUUAUUAAUAAAACAACCACUUAAUCCUUUGCUGGGAAGAACAGGAAAAGGUGGAUUAUUGGUUCCAAAUGAUUCAGUUUUGCCUCAAGUUGUUUUUUACAAAAACCUUUAUGUUGUAUAAGUUCUUCUUUAUUUAUUUUUUCUUAUUUUUGUUUAUUACCAUUUAAAAGCAAAUAAAUGUUUAUCUUGAAAAGUAUAAAUAUUUUUGUGCAUAAAUAUAAAAAAUUAGAACAUGUUUUUUUUCUUAAAGCAUCUGAGAA